Messenger RNA from Teleopsis dalmanni, 649 nucleotides. Its product is annotated as eukaryotic peptide chain release factor subunit 1-like. The transcript has 4 exons. Gene Ontology annotation, biological process: cytoplasmic translational termination. Gene Ontology annotation, cellular component: translation release factor complex; cytosol. The record is from RefSeq and is a predicted model, not a curated record. Gene Ontology annotation, molecular function: sequence-specific mRNA binding; translation release factor activity, codon specific. The annotation marks the transcript as partial. Lineage: Eukaryota; Metazoa; Arthropoda; Insecta; Diptera; Diopsidae.
AGAUUGCAAUCGAAAAUUAUAAAAUUAGUGGACGUCUCUUAUGGUGGAGAAAAUGGUUUCAACCAAGCAAUAGAGUUAGCUGCAGAAUCGCUACAAAAUGUCAAGUUCAUUCAAGAAAAAAAACUUAUUGGUCGCUAUUUUGAUGAAAUAUCUCAGGAUACAGGAAAAUAUUGUUUUGGGGUAGAAGAUACAUUACGUGCUUUAGAGCUAGGUUCCGUUGAAACUCUUAUAUGUUGGGAAAAUUUAGAUAUUCAACGUUAUGUUUUAAAAAAUCAUGCUAAUUCAACUUCGACUACUGUUUUACAUUUGACACCAGAGCAAGAAAAAGAUAAAUCGCAUUUUACUGAUAAAGAGAGUGGGGUUGAGAUGGAGUUAAUCGAAUCACAGCCUUUAUUGGAAUGGUUAGCAAACAAUUACAAAAUGUUUGGUGCUACGCUUGAGAUUAUUACAGAUAAAUCUCAGGAGGGCAGCCAAUUUGUUAGGGGAUUUGGAGGUAUUGGAGGAAUAUUACGUUAUAAAGUGGACUUCCAGAGUAUGCAAUUAGAUGACAUCGAUAAUGAAUGUUUCGACUUAGAUGACUACUAGAUAAAUUGAUUUUACUUUAUUUUUGUUUUGUUUUUUAUUUUUUUUUUUUUUUUUUGAAAACAAA